This is a messenger RNA of Cyclopterus lumpus (lumpfish), 4631 nucleotides long. It is a transcript of the gene ano5a, whose product is annotated as anoctamin 5a. NCBI's taxonomy places the organism in Eukaryota, Metazoa, Chordata, Actinopteri, Perciformes, Cyclopteridae. Gene Ontology annotation, molecular function: protein dimerization activity; chloride channel activity. The record is from RefSeq and is a predicted model, not a curated record. Gene Ontology annotation, biological process: chloride transmembrane transport. The coding region runs from base 168 to 2906 and encodes 912 amino acids. The transcript is spliced from 20 exons. Gene Ontology annotation, cellular component: plasma membrane.
UGAAGGAGGGCGGCCUGCCGACGAUCCCGGUGCUGCGAGUGAGGCGACGCUGCAGAGGAGCAGAGGAGGCGAGGAAAGAGACCGGUUCGGAGUCUACAAAGAAAGAGGGACAGAAGCCGUCCGUCUGGGGGACAUCUCUGUGUACAGGAGCACCGAUAAGCAUCAACAUGCACCGAAUAACGGGACAAGCAGGAGGGGACAGUUUAAUUGAGAUGAGCCCGACGGACUCGUUCAAUGAUGAUAUGAAUGUCUACGACCAACGUGCCUCAUCCAGCACAGGAUCCCUCCAGCAAGGACAACCACCGAUUGACAAACAACAACACAGUAAAGACUCCGUCUUCUUCCGUGAUGGAGUGCGUAUGAUUGAUUUUGUCCUGUCCUAUGUUGAAGAUAAAGAUGGUGAGAGAAAACAGGAGAGGAGGAGGCUGUAUGAGGCCAAUCUAGUGAAUGUUGGCCUGGAGCUGGAGACAGAAGAUAAAUCAGAGUCAGACGAUGGAAAGACUUAUUUUGUGAAGAUCCAUGCUCCAUGGGAAGUGUUGGCCACCUACGCAGAUGUGCUGAAGGUUAAGGUCCCAUUCAAGACCAACGACAUCCCAGACAACAGCGAGAUGCCGAUGAACUGGCUGUCCACCCCUUUCCGUCUGCCGGAGCACAUCAUGCACCCCCAGCCAGACUAUUUCACAGCUCCCUUUGACAAGAGCAAGUCUGACUUCUUCCUUAUUGACAACAAAGAUACGUUCUUCUCGCCUUCUACGCGCAACAGGAUAGUCUACUACAUCCUGUCCCGCUGUUCGUACUUCAGGGAUGAAUGUGGAGAUAAAGACAAGAAGGGGAUCAAGAGGUUACUCAACAAUGGCACCUACACUGCUUCCUUCCCCCUGCAUGAUUCUAGAUACUGGACAAGAUCGAAGGAUGCUAACUGCGAAAGUGACAGAUACAGUCUCCACAAACACUGGGCCAGAUUCUUCUGUUUCUUCAAGGAGCAGCCCCUCAAUCUUAUAAGGAAGUAUUAUGGGGAGAAGAUAGGUAUUUAUUUUGCAUGGCUGGGCUUCUACACUGAGAUGCUGUUGUUUGCUGCAAUAGUUGGGACGAUUUGUUUCAUCUAUGGAAUCCUCACUUACGACGAGAACGAGUGGAGUAAAGAAAUCUGUAGUGAGGAGGUUGGCGGGAAUAUUGUCAUGUGCCCGUUGUGUGACAAGAAAUGUGGCUUCUGGAAACUCAACACAACAUGCAACUCCUCAUGGCAAUCUCAUAUGUUUGACAAUGUGGGGACGGUGUUUUUCGCCAUAUUUAUGGGGAUUUGGGUGACGCUGUUUCUGGAGUUCUGGAAAAGGCGGCAGGCUCGUCUUGAGUACGAAUGGGAUCUGGUCGACUUCGAGGAGGAACAACAGCAGCUUCAGCUUCGGCCAGAGUAUGAAACCAAGUGCACCGGCCGCAAGCUGAACCGCAUCACUCAGGAAAUGGAGCCAUACUUACCCAUAACAAGCAAGUGUGCACGCACAUUUCUGUCUGGAGCCACCGUCCUGUUAUGGAUCUCAUUGAUCAUUGCCUGCAUCAUCGGUGUGAUUGCGUACCGCCUGGCGGUAUACGCAGCCUUCGCCAGCAUCAUGAAGGACAGCGCCACCACCCACAUACAGGUGGUCGGCCCCUACAUCACGCCACAGCUGGCCACUUCUGUCACAGCCUCCUGCAUCAACUUUGUCAUCAUCAUGAUCCUCAACCUCAUGUAUGAGAGAGUGGCUGUUUGGAUCACUGACAUGGAGAUUCCCAAGACCCAUCUGGAGUAUGAGAACAAACUGGUGGUGAAGAUGUUCCUCUUCCAGUUUGUAAACUACUACUCCUCCUGCUUCUAUGUGGCUUUCUUUAAGGGCAAGUUUGUCGGCUAUCCUGGAAAGUAUGCGUAUAUGUUUGGCAGCACACUAAGGAAUGAAGAGUGUGACCCUGGUGGCUGUUUGAUUGAGUUGACCACCCAGCUGGUGAUAGUGAUGACUGGUAAACAGGUGUGGGGCAACAUCCAGGAGGCUCUGGUCCCGUGGCUGAUGAACUGGUGGGGCAGCAGGAAGGCACGAAACCACCCAGAGAGUCUGUACAGCCGCUGGGAGCAGGACCACGACCUGCAGAGCUUUGGAAACCUGGGCCUCUUCUACGAGUACCUGGAAAUGGUUAUCCAGUUUGGUUUCAUCACACUGUUCGUCGCCUCCUUUCCUCUGGCACCCCUGCUGGCACUCAUCAACAACAUCAUUGAGGUUAGAGUGGAUGCCUGGAAGCUCACCACUCAAUUCAGACGUCCUGUGGCAGCAAAGGCUCACAGCAUCGGAGCCUGGCAGGAAAUCCUCAAUGGGAUGGCCGUACUCUCUGUGGUCACAAAUGCGUUCAUUGUGGCCUUCACCUCUGAUAUGAUCCCGCGGCUUGUGUACAUGUACGCUUACCAGCCAGACGGUGAAAUGAAUAUGAAAGGCUACAUAAACAACAGCCUGUCUGUGUUUAACAUCUCUGCGAUCCCACUGGCCAGCAAGCCUGACGAUGGGGAGAGCCCUUCCUGGUACAACAGCUCCAUCACUACCUGCAGGUACCGUGAUUACCGCUACGCUUCUGGCCAUGAGAAGGAGUACUCCCACACGAUGCAGUUCUGGCAUAUUCUGGCUGCCAAGUUGGCUUUCAUCAUUAUUGUGGAGCAUGUUGUGUUCGUGGUCAAGUUCUUUGUGGCCUGGAUGAUUCCUGAUGUUCCCUCUGACGUGAGGGCUCGUGUAAAGAGAGAGCGCUACCUGGUCCAGGAGUAUCUCCAUAACUACGAAGUGGAGAAACUGAAGAUCCAACUCAGCCAAAACGGCCACACUGAUUGUUCCUGCACGCCCAUGAUCUAUCCGUCUAUACCCAAACAUGAGGUGCUGUCAGAGUGUCUCUAGCCCAGCGAGCUGCUACUCAAUCAGCUGGACAGGAAUGGAAGACAUGUUGGUGUAGAUUUCCCUGCUUGUGUAUUAUCAUACUGACCACCACUUUGCUCUAGUGCCUGUGUUGUUUGUUCAGUACACACACACACACACACACACACACACAUUUAUUUAACUUUCAUUAAGGAGCUGGUGUUUCCUUAAUUCACAGCCAUCCGUCUUCUAUUAAUCUGCUGAUAGUGAAAGUGCACACCUUAGUGCAUGCUGAAAAACAUGUAAUAUGUAUGGUUUUUCACUCAAUGUUGUAUCCAAAGUGCUGAUGAUAAUCAACAUUUGCUGUAAGCUCAGAGAAAGAAAAUCGUAUACACUGUGUCUAAGUCAGACAAUUUACUCUUAUUAUAAUUGAAGUCUAUUUAUUUAAGUGCCACUAUGAGUAACCAAAGACUUGAUGCCUUACUACAUCACACACGUAUCAUUGGUUCCAUCUUCCAUAACAAUUGGUAUCAUUUAGAAACUGAAAGCUUGCUUUUUAUGAGGUUUUAAAUGUUUCCCUUUACUGUAAGUUUAUGUUUAAUUAUAUUUGUAUUUGUUUUGUUAUAAUUACUGCAAAAUAAAAUUGUUUUUUUGUAUUUAGAUUAUAGCACAAGUGCAAAAACAAUUUUACCAAAUUAUAUUCUUCACCUCACUGGCAGUUAAUAGGCGGGUUGCAUUACGCUUUGAUCUCAUAACAGCCCAGCAGUUUCUCGAGGCUAAAGUCUGUGAAGUAGCUCUUUAUGGAGACAAAUCUGUGCAGCUGUUAGUGUGAGUCGGGCAGAUUUUGUCCGGCAAUGGCCAGUUGAGCAGCAGCAGGUGGAACAUGACUGUUGACAGUGAGUGAAGGGAUCCCUUUUUAAUGUGCUUCUGUUUACCAACACGUCGGCGCUAAUGAAAGCCUGCCCCUACCUACUGAACUAUGUUUGCUCUAUCACACAAAGCACAUCCAGUUCUUGUGCUUGUCUUCCUUAGCUGUGUCUGUGUACUGAAAGAAAGAAAAACAUUCUCAUUUUUUUUAUUUUGCACAAAGCACUUAAUGAUACGUAACUACCAAGACAUAAACACAUGCGUUUAAUUGUUGUCAUGGCACUACAUAUUCAAAUUCUGUGUUUUUAAACAGCAAAGUAUGUUCAUUUAAAUGGAACAUGAGUUGUACCGUCUGAAUUAGAUAUUUAUAUCGAGCUUAAAUGACAACAAGGAGAAAGAUGUAGCUUUUUGUUUUGAAAUUAUAUGAAGGACAUUUUUUUGUUUAUUUGGCAGCCUACAUCGAAAUAUGUGAAACAAAUCUGUUGUUGAAGUAUUUUAAUGUUAUGUUUAAUAGCUGGCCUGCUGUGCUACAAACUCAGGCAACUAAAUCUGAGAUGUGUGUAGAUGUGACCACACCUGGAUCAAUGUUGGACUGAUCCAGUUUGCCUUGUCAUGCUCUGGGCUCAGCUGAACUCUGCCUGUUGAUGCCUUAAUACAUCUAAUAACUUGUAUUUUCUAUUUUAUUUCCUUGUAUCUUAUGUCUUCUUCUUAUGCUCCAGUAAUAAUAUUUCAUUUUAUACCAAUAAUGUGCUUGGAAAAAAGGUGAACCCGUAUGCUUAAAAUGAAAAUGUUAUGUUUUAAUCCAUUUGUUUUCUGUAAACAAUUUGUAUUGUUUCUGUAUCCAAAUGUGUAUGGUAAACAAAGACAAAUCUCCUAAAUAAAGUACCAGUUCAUCUUGAG